GCAGGCGUUGAACUUUCUUUGUCUGCGUUGACUAUGGGGCGCCGCCCGGCUCGUUGCUAUAGAUAUUGUAAGAACAAACCAUAUCCAAAAUCACGUUUCUGCCGAGGCGUUCCUGGUAAGUACUAUUUGGAAGAUGGCAAGAUACGGAUUUUUGACCUAGGUCGAAAAAAGGCAAAAGUGGAUGAAUUCCCACUCUGUGCUCAUAUGGUGUCUGAUGAAUACGAACAACUGUCCUCUGAAGCCUUGGAGGCUGCACGGAUCUGUGCCAACAAAUACAUGGUGAAGAGUUGUGGCAAAGAUGGUUUCCACAUCCGUGUUCGACUGCACCCUUUCCAUGUUAUUCGAAUCAACAAAAUGUUGUCUUGUGCUGGUGCUGAUAGGCUGCAAACAGGCAUGCGGGGUGCCUUUGGGAAACCUCAGGGUACUGUUGCUCGUGUUCAUAUAGGACAGGUGAUCAUGUCUAUUCGCACCAAAAUCCAGAACAAGGAACAUGUGAUUGAGGCUUUGCGCAGGGCCAAAUUUAAGUUCCCUGGUCGCCAGAAGAUCCACAUCUCAAAGAAGUGGGGCUUCACAAAGUUUAACGCAGAUGUAUUUGAGGACAUGGUAGCUGAGAAACGUCUUAUUCCUGAUGGCUGUGGGGUCAAGUAUAUCCCCAGCUGUGGUCCACUGGACAAGUGGAGUGCAUUCUACUCAUCAUAAAGGGGAAGGAUCUUAUGUAUUAUUUAAGCUGAUAUCCUUGCUUAUCCCCAGAUAUUAAGCUACAAAUAAAUCUGAGUUUCUGCUUA
This is a messenger RNA of Vombatus ursinus (common wombat), 785 nucleotides long. RefSeq names its product 60S ribosomal protein L10-like. The record is from RefSeq and is a predicted model, not a curated record. The transcript has 6 exons. Gene Ontology annotation, molecular function: structural constituent of ribosome. The coding region runs from base 34 to 699 and encodes 221 amino acids. Gene Ontology annotation, biological process: translation; ribosomal large subunit assembly. Gene Ontology annotation, cellular component: ribosome; cytosolic large ribosomal subunit. Lineage: Eukaryota; Metazoa; Chordata; Mammalia; Diprotodontia; Vombatidae.